AUGCGCGCAUCACAAAUCCUCCGCGGCGGCGGCGGCGAGAAGAGACCAGGACAAUACUUGGGCCCAUGGGGUGCUCUAGGCUCCAUGCCACAAAAGGGAAUCGUACACUACGGCCUUGCGCAGAACCGACAGAACCCACUUGCAGGCACUGCUUCCGCCGCCGUUUUCAACACCUUCCGCCGCACCCGUGGCCAGAUUUUGUAUUGGGCAGUGCCCCUUCUCAUCGGAUACCAGACCAUGCAGUGGGCGAUAGAGAGGAACGAGUAUUUGAACUCAAAGGCUGGUCGCGCAGAGUUCGGCGACGAGGUUUAA
This is a messenger RNA of Fulvia fulva, 312 nucleotides long. RefSeq names its product Cytochrome b-c1 complex subunit 8. The record is from RefSeq and is a predicted model, not a curated record. The transcript is spliced from 4 exons. Lineage: Eukaryota; Fungi; Ascomycota; Dothideomycetes; Mycosphaerellales; Mycosphaerellaceae. Gene Ontology annotation, biological process: mitochondrial electron transport, ubiquinol to cytochrome c. Bases 1 to 312 code for a protein of 103 amino acids.